Cucurbita maxima (winter squash) is the source of this 2065-nucleotide messenger RNA. RefSeq names its product protein FIZZY-RELATED 2-like. Gene Ontology annotation, biological process: positive regulation of ubiquitin protein ligase activity; anaphase-promoting complex-dependent catabolic process; positive regulation of anaphase-promoting complex-dependent catabolic process. Gene Ontology annotation, cellular component: anaphase-promoting complex. NCBI's taxonomy places the organism in Eukaryota, Viridiplantae, Streptophyta, Magnoliopsida, Cucurbitales, Cucurbitaceae. The transcript is spliced from 10 exons. The record is from RefSeq and is a predicted model, not a curated record. Gene Ontology annotation, molecular function: protein binding; ubiquitin ligase activator activity; anaphase-promoting complex binding. Bases 73 to 1656 code for a protein of 527 amino acids.
UGUUUCUCUCUCUUAGGCUGUCAAAAUUCUCUCUCCGUCUCUGUCUAUUACAAGCCCCCUUCUCCUUUUCAUAUGCUUCCUUAUUCCCUUUCUCUCUCUCAUCACUGUCUUUCUCUCUCUUCCCUCAAUUUCAUCCAGAUCUCUUCCAUUGAUUCUCCAAUGGAAGAUCAAGCCCGGACCCCUCAAUCAUCUGCCAGGGCUUCACCUUCUUCUUCUUCCUCUUCCUCCUCCAAUUUGCAGCUCAAUUUGCCUCCUUCAAUGUCUAGGGCUGCUCACUCACUUGAAACCCUAACUCCAUCUCGCCAAAUUGGCCGUAUGAUCAAUAUCAAUCACCAUUUGUCUCCAUCCAGAGCUAUCUACUCUGAUAGGUUCAUACCAAGUAGAUCUGGUUCCAAUUUUGCCCUAUUUGAUAUUUCCCCUGUCUCAAAUUCCGCUUCCGAUGGUCGCGAAGAUACUUCUACUGCUUAUGCUACGCUUCUUCGAACGGCUUUGUUUGGCCCUGAUUCUGGAGUAGUUCCUCCUGCUACUCCUGAGAAGAGAAGCUCCCCAAUGUGCCUUCCUAAUCAUAAUAUUUUUCGCUAUAAAACCGAGACUAGGAGGUCAAUGCACUCCCUUUCGCCUUUUGGGUUUGAUGAUGCGGCUCGUGGGCUUAGUCCUAGCCCUGUUAAGACUCCACGGAAGGUUCCACGAUCGCCUUAUAAGGUCUUGGAUGCACCUGCUCUUCAAGAUGAUUUUUAUCUGAAUCUUGUUGAUUGGUCUUCGCAUAAUGUGCUUGCUGUUGGGUUGGGUAAUUGUGUUUAUCUCUGGAAUGCGUGCAGUAGUAAGGUCACCAAGUUAUGUGACUUGGGAAUUGAUGACAGUGUGUGUUCAGUGGGCUGGGCACAGCGUGGAACUCAUCUUGCUGUUGGCACUAGCAAUGGAAAAGUCCAGAUUUGGGAUGCAUCACGCUGUAAAAGGGUUAGGACCAUGGAGGGUCAUCGGUUACGAGUUGGGGCCUUAGCUUGGAGCUCGUCUCUUUUAUCAUCCGGUAGCCGGGAUAAAAGUAUCCUUCAACGAGAUAUUCGAGCUCAGGAUGAUUUUACUUCUAAACUAUCUGGCCAUAAAUCAGAGGUUUGUGGAUUGAAAUGGUCGUACGAUAACCGUGAAUUAGCAUCAGGCGGAAACGAUAACAGAUUAUUCGUUUGGAAUCAACAUUCAACCCAACCAGUACUUAAAUUUUAUGAGCACACAGCUGCUGUAAAAGCUAUAGCAUGGUCUCCUCAUCUUCAUGGACUACUGGCAUCAGGGGGCGGAACUGCAGACCGAUGCAUUCGUUUUUGGAACACAACGACCAAUACACAUUUAAGCUGCAUGGACACUGGAAGUCAGGUGUGCAAUCUCGCAUGGUCUAAGAAUGUUAAUGAACUUGUUAGUACUCACGGGUUCUCCCAAAACCAGAUAAUAGUCUGGAGAUAUCCAACUAUGUCUAAGUUGGCAACAUUGACCGGCCAUACUUUCAGAGUUCUUUAUCUUGCCAUAUCACCUGAUGGACAGACCAUUGUAACAGGGGCGGGUGAUGAAACGCUGAGAUUUUGGAACGUCUUCCCAUCGCCUAAAUCGCAGAACACGGACAGUGAAAUCGGAGCAUCGUUCCUAGGACGAACCACCAUCCGUUAACAAUCAAAGAACGGUUCGACAUGGCAGCUCUUAACACAUACCCUUCAACGUUGUUGCACCAUAUGUUUUUUUGAGGAAUAAUAAUGACAAGGAUUUUGUCUGUGGUUUACAAAGAUUCAAAGUGAAGAACUUAUAACCAAAUCUGGUCUGCAUUAGCCAAAGCAAAGGUAGAUGAGAUCUGAGAAAGCUGUAGAUGAAAAAGGAAGUGAGGAUUUUGUUGUAGUCUUACACGAGGAGGAGAUGGAUCCCAAAUCUCCCUUAUUCUCUUCCCCACUUCAAUACAAAAUAUAUAUAUAUAUCUAGUUAAGUAAAUAAUUACCCAAUAUUUUGAUUAUUACUUCAGUGACUUGUAAAUUUAAGUGAGGAGAGAUUUUUUAUUCAUAUGAUUCAUUCAUACAUAUUUGGGGUA